AUGGUGAAAAGCAGGGCUUUCCAGUUGACGGUCGAAGAGGAUAGCGCGACACCUGGUGUGGUGACGGGAUCGUUCCUCGUGAACGAUAUUUCUACUUUCAUAUUAUUUGAUUCUGGGGCUACCCAAUCCUUUGUAUCGCUUGCGCUUAGUAAGAGGUUUGCUAGAGCUCCGAGGGAGCUAGAUUUUGUGAUUGCAGAUGAUCGACUUGUCCAGGUUGCGAGGGUUCAUCGGGGUUGUAUUCUUCGGAUAUUCAAAAAGCAAUAUCCGAUUGAUUUGGUUCCCAUCCCUUUGCGUAGGAACAAGGGAGAUAGAGCUCAGUGUGGGACGCAUUUGUGUUUAGCAGUGAGGGCCAAGUGUUAUAUUCAACAGGGUUGUUCUGGGUUUGUUGCCUAUGUUAUGGAUACCCAGGAUAAGGGUACGACGACUGUGGGCGAUGUGUUAAUUGUGUGGGAUUAUCCUGAUGUGUUUCCAGAGGAUUUUCCUGGGGUGCCUCCAGAGAGGAAAGUUGAGUUCAGGAUUUAUUUGGUUUUAGGUGCGGCUCUGAUAGCCAAAGCAUCAUCUCGGUUGACGCCUCCCGAGAUAUAG
This is a messenger RNA of Lactuca sativa (garden lettuce), 585 nucleotides long. RefSeq lists its product as uncharacterized. The record is from RefSeq and is a predicted model, not a curated record. Lineage: Eukaryota; Viridiplantae; Streptophyta; Magnoliopsida; Asterales; Asteraceae.